This is a messenger RNA of Myxozyma melibiosi, 2203 nucleotides long. RefSeq lists its product as uncharacterized. Bases 464 to 2203 code for a protein of 579 amino acids. The record is from RefSeq and is a predicted model, not a curated record. The transcript is spliced from 3 exons. Gene Ontology annotation, molecular function: DNA binding. Lineage: Eukaryota; Fungi; Ascomycota; Lipomycetes; Lipomycetales; Lipomycetaceae. Gene Ontology annotation, cellular component: RSC-type complex. Gene Ontology annotation, biological process: regulation of DNA-templated transcription.
CGCGAAAAGUAAACAGAGAAAGGUCGCUGGGAGGGUUGUUCACCUCGACGAGGAGACUCGAAAAACUCCCCCAGAGUUAAAAUUCACCACAACUCGCUGGCUCUGAUCUGUCGAUAACCGCACCGGGAUCCUCUUCUGAAUUCCGCGAGAGGGGGCAUUGUGUCUCGAUAUUCACGGGAUUGCGCAAAUUGUGAUUGCAUUUUGCUGUGUUUUUGUGUUUUUGUUAGGAGAGACGAAAGAGUCUUGACUGGCAAGGAAGGAGUUGGUUCUGCUGGACGCGUUUUAUAGAGGAAUAAGCAACGCGACUGCACUUCGCUCUCAUACCGACUCGACUGUCUAUCACGACUUACAAUCUGGUCUUUCAACAUCUUGGUUUUUCGAGAUACCUUGAGUUUUCCUCCCGCUUGUGUGAUUAUAUAUUCUCGACCACGACGACUGCUACUGCAAAGAACAAACACCCAAGAUGGCAAUGUCGAUGAACAGAGUCGUGCUCGCGAUUCGCUCAAAUCUGCCGGACGAGAUGGAUUGGGCACUGCAGACACUUGUGCGCAUGUCCUUCGAAACCCCCGACGAUUUACACCUCGAGCGAUUCCCCAAUCUAGGCCCGGCCCUGCUCGAAAAGUUGAACAGUAUAGAUCAGUUUCCGAAUUUUCGCGAACUGAUGCAGGAUGGCAACGACGACGAGGAUCUGGGGGUCGGCGUUGGAUCGGUGACUCCGGAGCGCAAGCUGCUGGAUAAGAUUCUGGAAGCGGCGUUGGUGCUGCGCAACGCGGCGAUUAAUCCUGAGAACGCGCGAUAUCUCUCACGGCACAGGGUAUGCCAGGCCGCGCUUGUCAAGUGUCUUUUGUUGCCUGACCGGCCAUGUUUUGUCGAGCUGCGGCAGUACUCUCUUGAUAUCUCAGAGUCGGUUGCGUUGUUCAUGCAGCCUUCGUCUAGCCAGGAUCCACUGUUCAAAGUCCUGCUGCCAUAUCUAAAAAGCGACGACAGAGGCGUCUUGAUUGCUGCCAUGAGGUCCGUCGCCCGACUCGUCAUCAGUGUCGAAGCAAACUUGCUACAAGCCAUCGAUCCCGCCAUCAUAUCCAGGAUAUGCGCCCUGAUCCUUCUCGACGACGAGCCUUUACUUUCCGUCUGUCUGGAUUUCCUGUAUCAGUACACGUCGUCGUCCGACAACGUCGAGUUGAUCGCCGACACGGUGGACUGGCGAGAACCGAUACAGCAGCUUGUGCGAUUACUGCUCUAUCAGGCGAGAGAGUGGAGACCGGUCGAUCCUACUGUUCCGCAGGUUGCGUAUACGGAAAACAAACCUCCGCCUCUUGGGCCGCCUGAACUUCCGCAGUCGUUGAUUUCCGAGUUGCUUUUGUUUUCUGAGCCCGAACGAGCUACGCAGUGGAUGCGUGUAUGUUUUGAAGAAGACCCCGACGGCGACGUCACGCAAAUCGCGCUCUGGAAAGCCUACGAAUCGCGGUUCGAGGAGUUUGUCGCACAAGGCAAAAAACUGCUUCCCGCGGCUGACUUUAUCAAGAACGUCACCAUGGCGUUCCGAAACGCUGCGGCGAUGGUCGUUACUUUACCUGGCGGCCAGCAAAAGUUCAUCAUCAAGGGUAUCAGGCCCAGAGAAGUGCCACUGUCUUUGAAAGGAGAGCUGUUUAUUUCGUGUCAGUGGGAUAUGGGCGGGAACACUCGGUGUAGCGGUAGCUAUCCAUCUGUGCAGGAUCUGUUUCUACAUAUUCUGGCGGUCCAUGUGCCACCGCCGCGGGGGGCGGCAAAGCCGGAAAUAUACUAUUGCAAGUGGCUCAACUGCACAAAGUUUGACCCGGAAGGCUGCACCGAUCGACGGAAGGUGGCAGCUCACAUCACAACGCACAUCCCCGAUCCGCAGGACAACAAGCCCAAGCCGUUUCGCGACCGGCUGAACCCCUCCGCGGCUGCGGGGCAUGUGACUUCACUCGACGCGAUUAAUUCGCAGAAGCUGGUGUUUGUUAAUAAGUUGACUGUAGUGGACGAGAAGGGCGAGGCGACGGGGAUUCCGCUCACGUCGGUGCUUAUUCUGCGGAAUAUCGCGAGGAGUGAUACGGGGAAGAAGUAUCUGAAGGGAUACAUCCAGGAGCUGCUCGGAGUCGCGGCAGUUAACGUACCGCUUAGAAGCUAUUUGUCUGAUUUGCUUGACCACAUAGUCGAGAAGCAGAGAGGAGCUAUCGUCUAG